Messenger RNA from Fundulus heteroclitus (mummichog), 818 nucleotides. RefSeq names its product small nuclear ribonucleoprotein 25 (gene snrnp25). NCBI's taxonomy places the organism in Eukaryota, Metazoa, Chordata, Actinopteri, Cyprinodontiformes, Fundulidae. The record is from RefSeq and is a predicted model, not a curated record. Gene Ontology annotation, cellular component: U12-type spliceosomal complex. Bases 151 to 711 code for a protein of 186 amino acids. The transcript is spliced from 5 exons. Gene Ontology annotation, biological process: mRNA splicing, via spliceosome. Gene Ontology annotation, molecular function: protein binding.
UCCCACCGGAUAUAUAUGUCGUACGUUCCGCAAUAAAACAAACCAAACUCGCUGUCGUUGUUAGAUAAUAUGCUUACUUUGUUGUUUUCGUUUGUGCGCGGAUAAAAUAAGGCCUGUGCAUGUUGGCUGAUUUAUUUUAAUAGCCUUUUGAUGGAGACUGAGCAAAGUCUCGGCGCCGGAGGUGAAAGUAGUCUCAUUCUUCAGGAUGAGGAGGUGAAGAAGGAGAACCUGUCAUCGGAGGAGGAGGAAGAAGAAGCAGCAGCUGCUGAUGCAGAGGAGGAAGAUGAAGAUGCUCUCCCGCAUUCAGAGGUCCUGGAUAUUUUCGAGGAGGGACUGGCUCGACUCGUGCAGGACCCUUUACUCUGCGAUUUGCCAAUACAGGUGACCCUGGAAGAGGUGAAUUCCCAGAUUGCCCUGGAAUAUGGCCAGGCGAUGACAGUGAAGGUUUUAAAGGCAGAUGGGGAAAUAAUGCCCAUAGUUGUUGUCCAGAAUGCCACUGUCUUUGAUCUGAAGAAGGCCAUUUGCAGGUUUAUGGAGCUGAAACAGCAGCGAGAAGGCGGGGUGAAACACAUCAGCUGGAGAUAUGUUUGGAGAACCUACCAUCUUGUAUUUCAAGGCGAGAAGCUUGAUGAUGAUACUAUGAGGCUUAAAGAUUAUGGGAUCAGGAACAGAGACGAAGUGACGUUUAUGAAGAGACUCAGGAAGAAGUGACGCAGCGGCAUUCUUCCACGUUUUUGGAGAAUAAACACAACUUCUUGGAGAGCACCAGUUUUAUGUUAAAAAUAAUAAAAUAAAAUCUUGGUUUUGUACUGCUUCUA